UGUGCUGUACACUUGGCGCAUAAAAUGUGCGUAAGCGUGACGCAAUAACUACGCGACGCUAAUGUGACUUCACAUCAGAAGUCAGGAAAAGAGGCUCAGCCGACAUCAGCAUGGGUGGCAAAAAUAAACAGAGAACGAAAGGAAAUGUUCGGCCCUCCAGCAGCGGCAGAGCUGCUGAUCUGUUGGCGAGGGAGAGCGGCAUUGUACCUGGGUUCGUCGGAUUCGGUGUUUCCACCUCCAAUGAUCCGGGAUACGUGCCCGCUGUCCAGGGAGCUGAAGAGAUAGACAAUCUGGUUGAUGCAGACUUCCGCUUGGUUCUUCGAAAGCUGUCUAAGAGAGAUGCAGUUACCAAAUUGAAGGCAGUCCAGGAGUUUGGAGCGAUGUGCCAAGAGCGUGAGCCUGAUAUUGUGAAAGGUGUUCUUCCGUACUGGCCACGCAUAUACUGCCGAAUAUCAGUGGACCAUGACCGUCGUGUGCGAGAAGCCACACAGCAGGCCUUAGAGCAGCUGGUUUUAAAAGUCAAAAGGAAUCUUGCCCCCUACCUGAAAAGCAUUAUGGGUCACUGGCUCAUUUCUCAGUGUGACACAUACUCGCCAGCGGCCUCAGCUGCCAGCGUUGCUUUUAACGCCGCCUUUCCACUAAACAAACAACCCGAGGCGGUCAGCUUCUGCAAAGAUGAAGUUCUGAAUGUUCUUCAAGACAAUUUGUUAAAAGAAACAGCAGACACGCUUAGUGACCCUCAGAGUGUGCCAGAUGAGGAGAGAGAGUCUAAGUAUAUACGUCUGUUGACCAGCUCUUUGCUGGCUCUUAAGAGAUUGCUGAGUGUUUUACCUGAGCAGGACAGAGAUUCGCUAAAGGAGCGAUUGGCUCAGCUCAUUGCACAGGGGAAGUUCUGGAAAUACAGCAAACACAAAACUCCACAGGUUCGAGGGGCUUUCUUUGAGGUGAUAGCCACAAUGUGUGGUCACACACCCCAGUUGAUCCAGGCCGAGGCGGCCCGGGCGUGCUCUGCUGUCCUGUUAUCUAUCGAUGACACAGACCCAAUGGUGCUGCCUCCUUUGUGGGAAGCGGUCCUUCAUAUUCUGUCUUGUGUUGAGAACUGUUGGACGCACGUCAAUGCCAGGAAGGGUGUGAUGCCAAAACUCUGGGUGCUACUGAAAGAAGGAGGUCGAGGUUUGGCAACAAGUUUGCAUCCAAACCUGCUCCCCUUCAUCAGCAAGCUGCCAGCAGAGAUCACACAGCCCAACCUGGACUUCUCUAGAAUUUUCCUCACAUCAGUCAUUCAGGGGUUAUCGAGCGAGCGUGCCACAUCCAGUCCUUCAGAAAGCGCUGCUAUUGUUUUUGCCACAAUGGAGUGUUUGCGGUUUAUCAUGCUCCAAAACGCUGGAGAUGAGCAGGAGCAGCGAAGCAUCCAGAACAUGCUCAUCUCAGAACAGCUCCUGCCUCUGAUCGAUAAAGCUCUGGAGAACCCAUCGCUGCAAGCCGGCCCUCUUUUUUCUCAGGUCUCAGAAAUGCUGUUGUCCUGGGAAAAGCGGGUGACUGGAAAAGACACUGCGGUUUUCCAGAGGCUGCUGUCGGACUUCUGGGAGGGUCUCGGUCGACUGUGCACGCGUUACGUGGAUGCCGAAGAUGCCCACGAGACCGCCCUCGAAGGCAUCGCAUUGCUUCUACAGAUUAUGCAGAACCCGAACAGCAGAGCCGUUACACGGCACAAGAAGAAGAAGAAAACUGUAAAAAUCUGCUUCAUGGACCAGGAAGAAAAAGUCCAGGGGGAGGAACCUCAAAAGGAAGCCUCAUUGGUGGAGCCCACUGAUGGGCAAGAAAAACAAGAUUGUCCCUUGAGAAACGCGCACUUGCUCGAUUUGGUUUGCCAGCUGGCUGAGCUCAACAUGGUUUACGUGAGCGAACGGGACUCGGAAAGGCACCUGAGGUUUUUGUCUCAACUGCUCGGGGCGUUUCCGAACCCUCAGGUGUUUCAAGUUCUGCUAAAGCUAGAAGACAUAAAGCCUGAAGCCGGUUCAGAGCUCGGGCUCUUAGCUGAGAACCCAGCCGUCAAUUUCCUCCUGAAGAGAGUAGCUCUGUGGUUAAAACAGGAUGGCAGAAAGGACACAGACUUCUUGGUAGACAUGGUUUUCAGUUCCCUGUGCUGUUGCAGCUCCAAUGCUGACAAGACUCUGAUCCUCAAUCAUAUCAGUCGGGAUUUGAAUUGGGGUGUGAUUCUUCAGCUUAUUCAAAAGGCGUGUACAGAUUCUGUUCGUCUAGAAGUGUGUGUUGGCUGGCUCAGAGGGUCUGUUUUAGGGGAGAGGUUGGUGGGUCUGGCUGAAGAGCUUUGUGCAAUGGGUCUGCGUGGACCCCCUUCUUCAUCCUUCUCGCCUUCUCUUCUCUCCUCCCAUCAUGCACAUGGCUGGCCUCUUAUCAGUCUCGCUCUGUCCCAGCAAUAUAAUAACGAGCCUCUCAUAGGCAAGGUUUAUGUGGAGCAGAUUAUUGACAAGCUCCACGGCACGUUGUCUGAAGCGAAGGGCAUGUCUGACGCCGGGAACAUGGAACCUCUGGUGUCGUUUAUCUCCGACGUGGCGGCCACUUUCUUCUCAUCAGUUAAGGGCUGUCUGCUGCUGUCGUCUGCUGAAGAACUUCUUUUAACUGUUUUCCAGAUGUGUGCUCAAGACCAAACCAUCACACACCUCUCAGAUGCUCUCCUUCUGAAGCUAAAACAUGCCUACACUGCAGGAGUUCAUUCAUUGAUCACUCAUCUGGGUGCAGGGUUAACACAGGGCACCCUCCUCCACAGUGUUGCGGUCUGGGUUAAAAACCAGCUGCUCACUGCACCGCUGACGGUCAAAAGUUUGCAGGUUCUGGUACAAGCGGUGGAGAGUCUGACUCAGACGAUCGCCUCAGCCCAGAAGAGCAGGUGUCUCCUGCCUCAGUUUAUCAGCUGUCUCGCCCCUUCUGAAGAGGAAUGGGGCCGCAUCAGACGGGCUCUGCCCCCUCAGUGGGUGAAACGCCCUCUGUUGUGUGGCCGUCUCAGAGCGACGGGUGAAUAUCCCAGCAUGGAUGUAUGGAAAUCCAAGGUGUCUAACAGACUGCCCGCCCACCUUUGUGCAAGUGCAUUACUGGGCCGAAUCAUUCACACUGCAACAUCAUCUGAUGACCAGCAGGUGGCGGCAGACUUAUCAGAAAUGAAUGAACUUACACACAUAGUUUCAGAGAUUCUCUAUGCACUUCAAUGGUGUGAAGAAAUGGAGCUCUCACCCAACAUCGUGUCUGAAUAUUACAACCUCCUAAAGUCCUGGAGCUUAGAGGAGACAAUCCAGAACAACAGCUUGAUCAAAGACACACUUUUCACAAGGUCACAGGAAGAAGGCUCUCUCUGGUCACUUGUUCUGGAAAAAUACUUUCACAAUAACAACACGGACCCAUGUGACAUCAAGAGUUUAUACAGCAGUGUGGAAAGCUUCUUUCCCCUCACAGAUCACAGUGUGAGCACAUUGCAGGUUCUGUGUCCGCUUCUAGCCAAUGAAGAGAGAGAAUCGCUCGUCGCCCUGUGCGUCGCAGAGCUUCUUCACUGGCAGGACAGAGAACAUGACUGCAUCGACAGCAUGCGGGCGUGUCUGGCUGUGAUGCAAUGCUGUCUGCAGGCUGACACUCCUGUAGAGGAUGAGAUUUUAUCGGCCGUAUUGUUUGUCAUUGCCACAAUCGCUGCAUGGAGGAACAGCAGAGAGGAAUGGUUUCUGUUCAACAGUGACCUUGGGAAAGUUUCGGCUGCAGAGCUCUCAUUUACUGUAGAGAUGAUGCGUUUUCUGUGCUGGUUGGUCGAUUAUUCUCCCACUAUCUUGGCAAACACCCAAUGGGAUCUUCUGCUCUGCUCCAUGCUGGCGUGGCUUGAGACCGCUAGUGAAAACAGCAGCGUGUUCUGGAACCCUUGGGUGCAGUUGUUUGUAUGCGAGAACUGCGAGCUGAUCGUGAGACUGAAUCGGUUUUUCACAUCGCCCCCUGCUGGUGUGGUGGAGCUACUGCCUCCAGAUCUGAAAUCUGAAUGGAAUGAGUUCUUUAUGGAGGGAGUUUUCAACCUUCUGCUUCCCCUACUUAUUAAAAUCCCAAUGGAUUUUACAGAGCCAGACGAUCCUUCAUUUCCCAUGCCAGUGUUGAGGGCGGUCGGGGAAGCUCUCACUUAUAUUCCUGUGGAAUUCCUCACAAACAACAAACUUCCUCCUCGGUUCGUGGCCGAUCAGAGAAGCAACCUGCCUGAGCCCGUGCAGACCCUGUUGAACACUCUCUCACCCCUGCUAGUCUUCAAAGCUCGCCCUUUACAGCUUGCUGUCUACCGUAUACUGCACAAGGUGAUGCCUCUGUUGCCGGAGAGCGACAGCGAGAGUGCCAGGGCUAAGUCUGAAGAUGAAGAUGGGGAGGAGCCAUGCCUAUCUCCUCCGGCAGCAUUAAUGAGCAUCCUUACUAGCACAGAGGAGCUGCUGGAGAAUAUUCUGGGUGGUGUGCAGGUGGGCGAGUUUGCCGUGGUUCAGCCUCUCAGUGAGGAGCACUGCUGCAUUCUGGGAUAUUUGUUGGCAUGGAAACUCCUUCUCACUUUCUUUAAGGCUUCUUCGUCACAUCUGCGAGCUCAGUACUCUCUGCAUUUGAAAAAGACUCGAUCCCUUCAUAAACUUCUGCUGCAUUUGUUUCGACUGAUGCCAGAGAUCCCAUCACUGCCUGGCCAACCAGCAGAAACCUCAAGCAAAGAACCCAAGACCUUCUUCACAGAGACCCUGUCUCUCUCUCCCCGCAAAACCGAAGGUCUGCAAUUUGAAGUUCCUCAUCUGGCUUGUUCCGUAUACUAUGGAGCACUGAAGGACCUGCCGGCGAUGGUGCGCCUAUGGUGGAACAGCCAGGAGAAGCGUGUCUUCAGCAUUGUAGAUAAAUUCACAAGCAAGUACGUCAGCAGCGUGUUGUCUGCGCAGGAGAUCGCGUCUGUGCAGUCCAGCACAUUGACUUUUGAAAACAUGACGGUAAAAGCACGUUCUACAACACGGGAGGUGAUCGCUACGUACUCCGUGGAUGAUAUCUUUAUAGAGCUGGUGAUUCAGCUGCCUCAGAAUUACCCGCUCGGAUCAAUCUCAGUGGAAAGUGGGCGGAGAGUGGGCGUGGCCGUACAGCAGUGGCGCAAUUGGAUGCUUCAGCUCAGCACGUACCUGACACACCAGAAUGGAAGUAUCCUUGAGGGUCUGUCUCUGUGGAAAAACAAUGUUGACAAGCGUUUCGAGGGGGUUGAGGACUGUAUGAUCUGCUUCUCUGUCAUCCAUGGAUCCAAUUACUCGCUGCCAAAGAAAGCCUGUCGUACCUGCAAGAAGAAGUUCCACUCCGCCUGUCUGUACAAAUGGUUCACAUCCAGCAACAAAUCCACAUGUCCUCUGUGCCGAGAGACGUUCUUCUAAUCGCCGUCUCCAUGGACACACAAAUAAUGACUAAAUGACGUCCUGUGCGAGCAAACGGCUGACUCGGAGAGAAAUGUUCUCUCUUCAUUUGUUUGUACAUGUGAUUUUUGCAGUGCUGCAAAUGACUGUGGCCUUUUAGUUUCUGACUCUGAAGAUGAACCCGACAACCUCGGUCUCAGAGGAAAGAAUGGAUAAACGCAGUCGGAAACUGGACCUUAGGUUUGAAGGGUGAACAAGUCAUAGCCUGUGUGCCUCUUCAGGUGGCAUUUUUGAAUUUGCAGGAGUAGUUUACCAAAAAAUGUGUUACCUUCCCAUCCAAAAGUUGAAUCUGCACGCAAUAGUGACCGUUUAUAGUGGUUAUAUCUAGCAAGUUAAAUUUUCACAUUGAAAAUGGCGUCCAUGGUAUAGGUUUGAUUCUCAUUAUCAUUGAUUACCAUCUUAAGAGCAAACCUGUACCAUAUUUGAUUUGGGGAGAGGAAAACUGUGAGUAUAUAAUGACUCCACUUCUGUAAUGUUUUUACAUGAAGAUGAGCCAAUUAUUCCAAUCUAUUUCUUUGAAUUCAAUUAUAAUGUGCAAGAAUGGAAAAUUGUCACAAAAUAAGUAACGGAAAUAUGCCAGUCACAAUUACAGUAGAACUGUUUAUAGAAAUAGAAAGUAAUGUAUUUUCUCAGAUAGCUGUGGGACCAUUUCAAUGACCUGUGACGAAUAAUGGACUGAGUUUUCUGCUUUUAAUCUCAUUUUGAUUAUAUGCUGUGUGUAAUGAUACAUAAUGCUGCAUGCAGCAGCAAUUUCUGUUGUUGCUUUGAUCAUAUUUGUCGUAGACAAACACAACAUGUGGUUCUGAAAUACAGAUGUUUAUCAUUC
This is a messenger RNA of Misgurnus anguillicaudatus (oriental weatherfish), 6288 nucleotides long. The record is from RefSeq and is a predicted model, not a curated record. Lineage: Eukaryota; Metazoa; Chordata; Actinopteri; Cypriniformes; Cobitidae.